Molecule: messenger RNA, 1078 nt
Organism: Cydia splendana
Lineage: Eukaryota; Metazoa; Arthropoda; Insecta; Lepidoptera; Tortricidae
Exons: 3
Coding region: 16-513 (165 amino acids)
Source: RefSeq, a predicted model, not a curated record
GGCAUAAGCACGGAGAUGUCCGAGAGGAAUGACAGCGCGUCGUAUUGUUUACAAGACCAACUGAAUAAUAAAAACGGAAAUAAAUCCACGUUUGCCGAUGUAUUACGUACUGAGGGAGAAUGGAAAGUUCAUAAACCUAGUAGGGAGUGGGAGCAGAAACAAAGAGACAGACUUGCAAAUAGAUUUGUAGGGCUAAAAGGCACGGCAAGAAUCAACCAGAGUAACGGACAGCCAGGGCAAAACGACGGCCGCAGCAGCGGGUCGUCGGGUGGAACAAGCACGUCAGGGACGCUCAUGCAGAAGACGAAGUGGCACACCUCAACGGACCAGCUGCAAGUUGGGACUAUGGUCUUACUCAAGGACCGCGCACUUUCUCCUCUCCCCUGGCUGCUGGGACGCCUCACGAAGCUGUACCCGGGCACGGACAACGUCACCAGAGUCGCCGAGAUACGCACGAAGAAAGGAGUCAUCCGUAGGGCGUAUAACAACUUGUGCCCCCUCCCUAUUACUUAAUUUAAUUUCGUAACUUCCAUAUUUUUCUUUGUUUUUUUUUGUUGAGUAAGUAUCUUAACGCCCGGGAGUAUGUUGCGAACGCAACCUUUUAUUUGUAUAAAAUCUUAAUACAUUCUUAAUGCAGUAGCUAAACGCAGCCGUCGGGCUCGGCUAGUAUUUGGAAGUAUCACGGCCAAUUAGAGGCAAGGUUUACUCGGGUAAUUCCGAAUGUCGAAAACUGUCGGAUAAUUCCGAAAAGAGACUUUUAUUAUGAUGGAAUUAAGGGUGAUUUUCAUCUGAAUUUCGGAAUUAUCCGACAUUCGGUAUUACCCGAAUACACCUCACCAACGUUUACCACGUUUUGUAUUUGUACUGAUCAAAUAUUGCAAAUCAAACAUCAAACAUCAAACAUCAAACAUCAAACAUCAAACAUCAAACAUCAAACAUCAACAUUUAUUCAGCAAAUAGGCCACAAGGGCACUUUUACACGUCAUCAUUGAAUUUCACUCUGAAAAUCACUCUCUCAUCAGCCUCCAUACAAUAACCACACCACUCCUACAUCUACAUUUAACCGUUUAGUCAAGAA